CUUCAACACGUGGUUGAAGCUCCGUCUUUCGACUAUUUGAAAAGAAAAUUGGAUCAGCUUAGAGACUAUCAUUGCCAGGACUAACACCGACCAUCUAGACUCCUGUCCUGAGCAAACUGAUACUGAAGUACGAAAAGUCAUGGAAACGACCUUGAGAAUUCUGCAAAGAUGAAAUAUAUAUGAAUUUCUGUGAUACGGCUGCACUUGUGUUCAAAUGAAUAAUUACCUGAAACAAUACUUUGGAUUUACAAUUCCUUUCUUAACUCCAACAAUUUUGAUUUUAUGGCUUUCUAUAAGGUUGCUGACUCUACAUUCCCAGCAGGCAUAUCGAUAUUUAAAUGAACUUUUAUUCGCAUUCUUUAUGCGAACCUUUCUUUUUAUAUUUGGAUACAUGAAUGUUAGAAAGGUACACAACUUUUAAAGCUAUAAAUUAAAGAUACACGUUUACGGCGACGUUGAUUUUAUUAAAAGAAAAAACGAGAGAGUUUUAUUCAUCUCAAACCAUUUGUCCAAAGCCGAUUGGUUCAUUUGUUCCAUGCUUAUUUUGCAUCAAGGCGGGUUAGGAAGAACAAGAUUUGUGCUGCAUAAAAAUCUCAAAUAUACACCGAUUUUCGGAUUUUACCUUUCCCAGGACUCUUGCUUAUUCGUUGACCGAUAUAAUUUUAAUGCAAAAGCAGCUAUCAGUACACUAAAUGAUAUUAAACAACUUCAGGCCAAUACUUGGAUGGUUAUUUACCCUGAAGGUACUAGAUACAAUCCAUGGAAGCAUGAUGUGAUUCAAGCUUCGCAAAAAUUCGCCGUUGAGAAAGCUGGUAUUAAACCGUUCAAGCAUGUUUUGGUGCCAAGAAGAAGAGGUAUUCAGUUGAUAUUAAAUCAGAUGCAUGAUUGUCUUGAUGCUUUAUACGAUGUGACAACCGUAUUCGCUGAUGAAAAUGGUUAUCCAUACGAUCAUUCUGUACCUGCACCAGGUUUGGGAGAUUGGUUAAUAAGACAGCGAAGUUUAUACAUCUAUUUAAAACGUAUACCAAUAAAGCAAAUCCCAAGUGAUAGUCAAUCAAUCACUCAAUGGCUGUAUGAGCGUUAUAGAAUAAAGGAUGAUUUUAUCGAUAAUUUACAAACAAGAUUUUAUAAAUCAUCUCAAACAUUGCAAAAUCACAGUCAUACCAAUCAUCAAAACAUUGUCGAGUCGAUGACAACACUGAACAACUAUGUUGUGGAUACAAAUAAUAAUAAUAAUAAUAAUAAUAAUAAUAAUUACAGUAGUGAAAAUAUCCGAUGUUUACCAAAUGAUUUAAGAAUAAUUAAACAGAAUUUUCUUGAUUGUUUCACCGAUGAAAUGUCUAAACAAUGCUUAGAACUUGAAAAAUUUCACCUUUUCGAUUUCUUACCAUACGCAAUAUUAUUUUAUGGUAUUACAAUUUAUUGGAUUAUUGGAUUUGGUUGGUAUGGUUUAAUGAGUUAUUUAACUGCAGGUUUAAUUGGAACAAUUGGUGGUCAGCUAUAUGUGCAUUUCGCAGUUUAAUAAUAUUUAAACAUAUGUAUAUGUUUAUGACGCUUUAUUCAGUUUAUUUAUUAUAAUAUUACAAAAAAUUGCAUGUAUAUUAUCAUUGACAUGCAAUAAAGUGCUUACUUAAAAAGUACUAUCUUAGUUAUUUUUUUAAUGUGAAAGAACCAACACACCAUUUUUCGACCACCAUACAUUCAUUGUUUUGUGCUCUAUGUAUGGAUGCAAAUAUGUGUGUUACGUUUGGUAAAGUGUAGGCACAAUUAGAAGUUGAACACGUUUAAUUAUUUUAGGCAUAUAUAUGUAUGCAUAUAUGAUCUGAAUCGGUGUUUACGUGCCUAACGUAAUUUUAUUCAUUUUUUAAAAAUCAUGAUAUACUUGCUCUCCAUGACAUGUUUCUAAGUUAUACACUAUGACGCACAGACGUGAAUAACUCCGCCUUUAGCUCUUUUAAGGCUACUGCCGAUACCAAACAAGGGUAAAGGCGAAGAGUUGGGCGUGAGGUGCUGACAUAGUAUCCAAUCAUCACCUCAUGGUUUCAAACAUGAAACUGAAGCUAAAGAAGAACCGGACAAAUGAACAGGCAACAUUACAAAGGUCCAAUGGAGCGUUCCUUCAGGAUAUUAACAAACUCAAUGAAUUCAAGAUAACUCUCAACAAC
Schistosoma mattheei is the source of this 2165-nucleotide messenger RNA. The record is from the annotation of a GenBank genome assembly. Lineage: Eukaryota; Metazoa; Platyhelminthes; Trematoda; Strigeidida; Schistosomatidae.